Molecule: messenger RNA, 4030 nt
Organism: Bemisia tabaci
Lineage: Eukaryota; Metazoa; Arthropoda; Insecta; Hemiptera; Aleyrodidae
Gene: Glut1
Product: Glucose transporter 1
Biological process (GO): monosaccharide transmembrane transport
Cellular component (GO): membrane
Molecular function (GO): hexose transmembrane transporter activity
Source: RefSeq, a predicted model, not a curated record
AGGUAACUCUUAGUGCAAGAGUAAUCAACCUCAGGCUCAUUCUCGCGCACCACACCUCCCAGCCUUCAUCAUGCGGUGCUUUGGAUCCGCCCGGGUGGCUGCUGCUCAGCCGUUGCAGGGAUGGCAGGAGGGCCGCGCGGGUCUAUGAGAGUGUCUGACAUCCGGAGACCGGCCCAGCUGAAUGGAGAGGUCCAGCUGACGAGUAAUGCGACGAAGGCGCCGGAGGAUGACGAAGCCACUCUCAGAGAGCUCCUUGUAAGUCUGACGAGGCAGGUGAGUGAAAUGAGCCUGAACCUGAGUGCGAAACUGGACGAACUACAAACACGUGGCGUGGUGGGAGAUCAACAACUGGAAACUUCGGUGGCCUUAUCCGAGAUCCGCUCGCAGUUGCAGCAGCUGACCAAGUCGGUCGAGUCCUGUCAGUCGGAAGUGUCGGAGGUGAAGCGAGACAUGGUGGCCAUCAAGAAUGAGCUGGACACGGUGCAGCAGGUCAAGGAGGAGAUCGAGGAGCUCCGAGAGUACGUGGACCGGCUCGCGGAACAGACCCAUCGGCGCAAACUUAGAUUACUUGAACAGGGCCUUACCUUCUUUUUAUCGUAUACCAUCCUUGCGUCUAUGCUGGGUAUGUUCCAAUUUGGAUACAACACAGGAGUCAUAAACGCACCAGAAAAAAACAUCAAAGAUUUCAUGAAAGAUGUGUACAAAAGUAAAUACAGUGAAGAUAUCUCAGAAGAGACGGUGCAGUUUUUGUACUCAUUCGCUGUCUCAAUAUUUGCAAUCGGUGGUAUGAUUGGUGGUUUCAGUGGUGGGUUGAUAGCUAACAAAUUUGGAAGGAAGGGAGGUCUUUUGCUCAAUAGUUUUGUAGGUAUUGCUGGUGCAUCUCUAAUGGGAUUCGCCAAAUUUUUUCACUCCUAUGAAAUGAUUUUUAUUGGUCGUUUUAUAAUUGGAGUAACUUGUGGUUUGAAUACAUCAUUAGUCCCUAUGUACAUUAGUGAAAUAGCACCUUUAAAUUUAAGAGGUGGUUUAGGCACAGUCAACCAGCUUGCCGUAACCACUGGCCUUCUAAUUUCUCAGAUCCUGGGUAUUGAGCAAAUACUUGGUACUGACGAUGGUUGGCCUUUACUAUUAGGUUUAGCAAUUUGUCCGGCUGUUCUCCAAUUAAUCCUGCUCCCCGUUUGUCCUGAGUCUCCUAGGUAUCUAUUAAUUACAAAACAAUGGGAAGAGGAAGCAAGGAAAGCUUUGAGAAGGCUGCGCGCCUCCAAUCAAAUUGAGGAGGACAUCGAAGAAAUGAGAGCUGAACAGAGGGCACAGCAAGCUGAGGCGACGAUAUCCAUGACUCAACUAUUGUGUUCUCGUACUCUCCGACCUCCCUUAAUCAUCGGUGUUGUGAUGCAACUUUCGCAACAAUUGUCAGGAAUCAAUGCGGUGUUUUAUUACUCGACAGGCUUGUUCGUAAGUUCUGGUCUUUCGGAGGAGACAGCAAAAUUCAUGACGCCAGGGAUUGGUGUGAUCAUGGUGACAAUGACGAUUAUUACGAUGCCAUUAAUGGACAGAUUAGGCCGGCGCACACUCCAUCUGUAUGGUCUUGGUGGAAUGUUUAUCUUCUCAAUAUUCAUCACCAUUUCUUUCCUGAUCAAGGAGUUUUUUGGUUUUGUCCAGGAAAUGAUCGACUGGAUGUCGUACCUGUCUGUCAUCUCUACACUCAUGUUUGUCGUAUUCUUUGCUGUCGGACCGGGGUCCAUCCCGUGGAUGAUCACUGCCGAAUUGUUCUCUCAAGGGCCACGGCCAGCAGCUAUGUCGAUAGCGGUUCUUGUCAAUUGGAUCGCUAAUUUCGUUGUUGGAAUCGGUUUCCUACCAAUGAAGACUGCCCUAGAAAACUACACGUUUUUACCAUUUAGCGUUUUUCUGGCCAUCUUUUGGAUUUUCACGUACAAAAAAGUUCCAGAGACUAAAAAUAAAACUUUUGAAGAAAUUUUAGCUUUAUUCAGUAAACCCGGUGACACUCCGCCCACACGAGGGCAGCCCCAAGCAAAUCCUGCGUUUGAGGAGACACCUCUAAAUACAACCAAAGCUUUUACUGGUUCAACAUCAACGUAUAUGUAGAUGAUUUCAACUCCAUCCCUCUGGCUGCGAAGCCUCAAAAGUUCACUCUAAAAUGAAUUCCUUUUAAUUCUCUGACAUUAAGUAUUAUUCCUAUUUAGUGGAAGUCUUUCUCCUGUACACUACUGAAUUCCAAAUGAGACUCAUGUUAAUUUCUGCUAACUUUUGGUGCUAAUACACCAGUGUACAGAGGUUCUAAAAGCACAGGAACUAAUAUCAUAUUGAAUCAAAUAUUUAUUAUAUGUGGGAGGGGACAAACAUGCUCAUCAAUUGUUGUACCAUCCGGGCCUUAUCAUACUUAAAAAAAAACCUAAAAGUUGGGAAAUUUAAAAAUUAUUCUAUCGUAGAAAACACAGAGUAUAUUGAUUGAAAUAUGUGGUACAAAGAGUCUUUUUCCAUGUUUAGAAUUUAAAUAUUGGUUAGUAAUGUAGUAAUGAUCGUACUUUCUGCAAGUAUAACUUAAUAAUAGUAUAAAUUGAAUAGGUAUUUGAAUCAACAUUUUGAGUAAGUAUUAGUCAUGAUCAAAAUUAAAAUAGAUCAAAAAAAGUUAACAGUAUUGAUCUCUCUCCCGGAGUUAUAUCGCCGUUUUAAUUUGUUUUCAUUUAAUUCUCAGUUUUUGCACCUUCAAGUCUGUUUUUGUUUUAUUAAUUUUUUACUCCAUCACAUUUUUGUUAUCCUUUAUUUGCCAGAAAAGAACAACCCAUUUUUGUGUGCCAGUUUUUACGCUUACUUUAAUUUCCAUGUGUUCGUGCUUUUGUUUUUUAAGGAAUUUUUAUUAGUUAUUUUCAGCACUACAUUACCAGCAUCACUUAAAAUGUUUAAAUUAUCACAUUAGGUUUAGAUGGUUCAUUUUCAAGUCAAUAGAAGCUAAUAUUUUAGUGCAACUAUGUACCUUCAUAGCAUCUUGUAUGCAAAAUAAGAAAAAAGCGUUCAAAGCAAAGGAAAACAUGAUAAGUGUGUUACUUCGUUUUUGGUGGCUUUGUUCUGAUACGAAGCACAUAUUUAAAUUUGAAGUUUUCGAAAUUUCCCAUCGUACUAUAUUUUUCAAAAGAAAAAAUCAAGCAGGUAACAUGAUUUUCUCAAGACUUAUGAUUUUCAUUUUCUCAGUGAAGUAGAGUGUGUGAAAACUCUAAGCAAUGAAGUAGAGAUUUUCUUAAAAGGAAAAAAUGAAAAAUGUCGGAAUACUGCUGCUGUGGUGCUUUUUUUUUCAAAAUUUAUAUUUGUGUAAGCUGAAAAAUCCUGAAUAUAAUCCUGCAAAAUGUCGCAAUAAUUUUACAUACAAAAUCUUACAUUAUUUUAUGAUUAAUUAAGUACGUAAAAUGCUCAACAGAGUUUUUAUUUAGACUUAUGUUAACUUCAAUGGAGUAGUACGUUUUCUCUUCAAGAUCAUGUGUAAAAAACGUUUCACAACCACAAAAAGUUUGGAAAUUACCUCCGAAGUGAGAUAUUAACAAAUAUUUUGAAGACAGAUCGAAUGGAAGUUAGAUUCUACAGAUAAUCUCUUUUGUAAAUUUGCCAUUCCCUUAAUGUUAAAUGUAAACACCGAUAUCUUGCUUACAUCUUUCUGACAUCUGUUGUUGUAAAAUUUUGAAGAGAUUACAUGUUACCUCACGAUUUUCGUUUGAAAUGAAUGUCUGUAAGGAUGACAAUAAGAUCAAAAAAAUGCUUUUAAGUCAUUUCUAAAAGAGAGUUAAAAUAACCAACAUCACUCUUGAACAUCCUCAUUCUUCUAAGCAUUCGUGAUAAACAACCCUCCUAGUAUUAGCUCUCUAAGGAUUAACUAUUGCACAAUCUUACGUUUGUUAUUUUUGUUUUAAGUCAAUUUUGUUGCACUCAACGAACAUAUCCAUUCCAUUGCCUGGUGGCUAUGAUUUUGUUUUAUAUUUUCCACUUUUCGUUGCAAAUAAAUAUGCGUUCUUUUGUAACAUCA